AUUGCUGCACUGUACAGUGCGCAGAUCACGCACCUGUUGACUAUUGCAUUCUUACAGCUUCCUGUAAGCGUUACUGUGCAUACUUGCACCCAUGGCGCUGCUCUCUCGUGGUGUGCGCACUUGCACGCGUCCCUGCGGUGCUCGGUCUCUUCCGAUUGCCGCUCGCCGCCGCGUUGUCUCGCUGAGCUCCACUACCGCCGCCCCUUCGGCGCCCAAGACUGGGCAGCAUACGGUGGAGGAUGCGCUUCGGGACGAGGCGCUGUCGUUUUUCUUCGACAGCUCCGACCUGAGGACCACUCCCACCACCGGCGGCGUGAACAACGUCGUGCAGUAUGUUGAGACAUCGGACGGGCAGCGCUACAUCUUGCGCAUUUACAACAACGGCAACAAAUCAGAGAAGGUCCGGUUCGAGCACGCGAUUCUGAGUCAGCUGGCGCAGCAGGAGCUGUCUUUCCAGGUCCCCCGCGCCUACCCGUCUAAGGCCGGUCGCCCGCACGAGCUGCUGUCCAACGGAGCCGAGGCCUGCAUCUUCCACAUCAUCCCGGGUACCCUGGCCAAGACCACAAGCCCGGAGGAGGUCGGCCGUGCCACCGGAGAGCUCUGCUCGGCCAUGGGCAAGGUCCGCAUUGAGGGUAUGAAGGCGCCCAUCCCGCCAUACUUUGAGCUGUUCAAGGUACAUCACGCCAUUGGAGGCGACGCGGAGGUGUUUUACCGGGAGGUUGCCACGAACCCUGACUUCAACUCAUGUCGGGAGGCAAUUGAUUUUCUGGUUUCGGAGAUUCGCAAGAUUGAGGAGAAGCUGGCAACCUACUUGCAGCAAGAUCUGCCUAUGCAGCUUAUUCACGGUGACCUGCACUACGACAAUGUGAUGGUGGUGGGCGACACCGUUUCGGGACUGCUGGAUUUUGAAUUUUGUGCGUACGACUGGCGGGCGAUGGAGCUGGCCGUGGCUCUAUCCAAGUAUGUCGGCGAGGAUGAUCCGCUGCCGCUGUGCGAGCGCUUCGUGAGCGGGUUCGCGCAGCAUGGUCAGCUAACCGACGCGGAAAUCGCGGCGAUUCCUGACCUGAUCAACUUGCGCAUUUUCUCCAAUGCUGUCUACUUCACGGGCCGCGCCAUUGCGGGUGAGGAUUCCCUGGAGUCGCUGACCUCCCGCGCGGGCUCCUACGCCAAGCGAGUACGGUGGGUCAACGCCAACCGAGACGCCCUGGUGGCCGUCAUCCGAGAGAAGAUGGCCGCGCUGGUGGCAGCAGGUGUGUCCGCAUGAAGCAAAGAAGAUGAGGACCAGGAUGUGCGGAGUGGAAGAGCGCCGACGGUAAAUAAGGGCGAGUGCGCGGAUAUAUGGAAGUGAAAACGGCUGACGCGAAGUAGCGGGUUGAGGAGUGAAGGGUAGUGAAGGGAAGCGACCAUUUUAUAUUUUUUUUUUGAUGAAAAAGGAUGACAUGAUGGUUCUGUUCGCUGGGCCCCCAGGGGGGGGGAAAUGAAGAGAUGUGGGGCGGCUGGCGGAGUGCCCGCGUGUUGUGCAUGCAUGUCCAUCUGCAUGCACUCGCACGCUCGGCAUGAUAUGUCGUACACGUGGGUGUAGUUAGGUUUAAUUUGAAAGCUGUUGCAUUGCCUGAGAGCGCAGGCCGCUCUGCAGGCGAUGUUCUGCGUGUUACUGAAAAAAGCAUGGGGCGUGUGAUUUUUGUUCAAGCUAACAGAGCACAAUGAUGGACGGAUUCCCCUCUUUGGGAUUUCUCCUAAGGGAUACAAAGAGGAGGAGUUGGGAGAGCGACCUGACCCUGAGGUUGAAGUGAGAGGAGUGAUUCGUGAGAGGUGUUUCAGCCGGUGGGAGCGAACCUUGUUGUACGAAGUUGGUUGUUAGACAGUUGUAAUGAACCCCAAGUGGUGGUUGGGCAGUUCCGAGUGAUGGGGGACGGUGACGACAUCUAGUGACCGGCUGAUGAGAGGAUGCGCGGUGACGACAGGUCUAGGGGAACAGAGAGGUGUUCAUGCAGGCAAACACGCACACUUCGGUUCUUAUUAGAUAGUGGUGCAAUGGAGACAGACUGACUGACAGACAGACUGGCGGGUGAACUGAAUGACAGAUAGGCAAGUAAACCGGUUGGGCAUGGAGCGUCGUAUACACGUUGUGUACACACACACACUCUUUCUCUCUCUUCUUGUUUGAUUAUACGAAAGCCUGUACCAUUGGGUUGAUGUAUUUUGAGGCCUAGGGCGGCUCGCGUUGAUAAGCAAGUGUGAGACUUAGUGAUGGACUGAGCCGCUCGCGUGUGUGUGUCUGUGUGUAUGUUGUUACAGGGUGGUAAAGCUUCACCAGCGG
Volvox carteri f. nagariensis is the source of this 2320-nucleotide messenger RNA. RefSeq lists its product as uncharacterized. The coding region runs from base 92 to 1264 and encodes 390 amino acids. The record is from RefSeq and is a predicted model, not a curated record. NCBI's taxonomy places the organism in Eukaryota, Viridiplantae, Chlorophyta, Chlorophyceae, Chlamydomonadales, Volvocaceae. Gene Ontology annotation, molecular function: amino acid kinase activity. The transcript has 11 exons.